Esox lucius (northern pike) is the source of this 2189-nucleotide messenger RNA. RefSeq names its product ADNP homeobox 2a (gene adnp2a). Gene Ontology annotation, cellular component: nucleus. Lineage: Eukaryota; Metazoa; Chordata; Actinopteri; Esociformes; Esocidae. The record is from RefSeq and is a predicted model, not a curated record. Gene Ontology annotation, biological process: regulation of gene expression.
UACACCCAAACUUCAACAGGUGCCUAUGAAAUCAGUUGUGAUGGACUUGGAAGCAACAGGUGUGAUCCCCACUGGUGAUUACAACACAAAUGGUUUGAUUUAUCCUCAAAAUGGCCAAAGCUGUAUUUUGUGCGCGCGCCUAUGUGACGCCGGAAAAGCUCUUCCUCCACUCGGAUUGGUGAAAACAGACGUACGGGCACGCACUUGGUCGGGAGCUUUCUCUUCGACUGCCAGGUCGUAAAAGGAAAAGAUGUACCAACUACCUGUGGAAAAAUUGGACAAAAUCAGACAAUCGAGGAAGCGAGUCAAAGAAAUUCUAUGCGACAUUGGACUUGACAACUGCAAAGAGUUGUUGGAUGAUCUUAAAUGCUUUGAUCCAGGGGAUGACUGUUUUGAGAACACAGACUGGGACGAUUUCACGGAUGGUUACUAUGGCAAAAGGAGAAAAAGGUGGCCAUACCGCACGGAGAAGCUGUGCUGUGCUCUGUGCUGGUUCUCUACCCGGUCAUGGUUCACGUUCAGAGGACACAUCCAGCGCUGCCAUGAGGAGGAGCUAGACCUGAGCGCCCUGUUGUCUUGUCCCAACUGUUCUUUCAUCAGCCACCCUGAAGUCACUAAUCAACAUGUCAAAAUGUUUCAUGGGGACUCAGCCAAAACCACAAGUGCCUCUUGUACACAAACAUCUACCACUUCCGCGAAAACAAUCCAUUCGCUCUCCACUGCUGACAUAGGAGACAAGUACUCAUGUCGGGGCUGUGGAUAUCAUGACUCACUGAUAUAUGUCAUGAGGAAACAUGUCUUGGUGAACCAUUAUCGAUCUUUACUGAACCGUUACUUUGGUCACCGGACUGAGGCGGAGCAGGCAGUGGGUGUGGUCAAGAAAGCCGGUGUUGUCAAAUUGUCUAGGUUCUUCUGCAGAAUGUGUAACAUGCCGGCAGAGACGUCGGAGCACCUGCUCUACCACAUUCUGAGUUCAGACAAACACAAGGAACUGCACUCGCAUAUCAAGCCGUUUAUCGUCGAACACGUCAACAUUAACCUCAGAACUGCUAUUAGAAACAUCCCGCAGCAGAAGCUUCCCAAUUUGGCUCCCAGGGCUGUGCAAAAGGUAGUCUCUCUGGUCUCCAAGAACAGUGACCAACAACCCAAUGGAAGGCCCUUAAUGAAAGCCCCCUCUACAGGUACUAUGCUUCUGGCCUGCUCCAAGUAAACACCACUGCACUUGUUUGUGGCCCUGACCCAAGGCACAUCUUCCUUGCCAACCAAGGCUCCGGAGGAAAGGGCUUGAUGCUCACUCAGCAGGCUGUGGCGUUCUCUUCAGAACCGGGCUGCCUUUGCCCACCUCAACACCUUGUGAAAGCUGGUCCCAUCAGAAUGAUGCUGCCCACCAGUCAGCAAAACGCCCCCAAACAGGUACCAAUAACAAUUGGAAUGCCCCAACAACAGCCCCGACAAGUGCUCCUUCCACCUGGUGUCCAAAUCAAUCUCCAAAACAAGAUGGCUGGUGGGUCCCAGCCCCUUAUGUUAACCCAGACAAGUCCCAGGGGACCCGUCAUGUCAUCCCAGUCGGUCCGUCUGGUUCCUACAGGCAAUAAGGUCAACGGCAUGCCGACCUAUACACUGGAAACUGUACAGGUCGCUGUGCCUGUCCAGUCGCCUGGAGUCACCCAGGUUGUCAAUAAAAAUGUGCUUGUGACGCAGAACAUGACCACUCUACAACAGCAGAACAAGCCUCAAACUAUUAUUGUCAUGGGAAAUGGCACAUUGUCCAAUCAAUCCCCUGUCUCAGGCACUAACCAACCGAGUAUGGCCAUGAACCAGGUGCAAGGUGACAGCGGUAGUGACCGACCCAAAGAGUUGGUAGUCCAGACGCAUUUUUUGAAAAAGAUGGAAAAUAACACUGUGAAAUGCACAAAAUGUAAAACCUUAUUGUCGGAGAAAGGUAUUUUCCAGCAUUUGCUUCAUGGUCUGCAGUGUUUGCUCUGCCCGCUGGUGUUCUAUUCUAUUAAACAAGUAAUGGAGCACAUGGGCAAGGAACACAAGCUCUCGGACAAAGCCAACUGGGAUAUUCUCAAAGAGAAGUACAGGCUCAUCAUUAAUCCCCAGGGGAAUCUUCUGUUUCCCUUUUUUGACAUGAGCACUACUGUGCCUAAAGACCUGUUGGCCGAUAAGGAGUUGAACGUGAUUCU